AUGUCGUCAGCCAGUCCAAAGAUGUUAAUUAUUUUACCAUGUAGUCCGCCUUUUCGCGCUACUAUCCACAAGAUUUUAAAGUACAAUUUCGCUCCGUAUUCCCCCAUCAUCGCACCAGACUCGAGGCACUCUUUCCAAUAAUCCUCAUUCGUCUUCUUGUGCUACACGCGAGCGUUGUGUUGUGUUUUCGUCAGCCUCGACGACGAGAUUAAUUACGCGUAAGUACAUAAUUAUAUUGCAUAAAAUUAAAAAGUAAACUCCUUUUAGCAUGGGGAAACAUAAGAGAAGACAUCGGUCUUCUAGUAGUGAAUCGGAUAGCGAUUCAAAACAUAAAAAACUGCAUAAAAGACUUGCUAAAUUAGAAUCUCUUCUUAAAAAACGAUCGAGGUCACGCUCACGAUCCCGUUUCCCAGCGGAACGGACGAAGCGUCGAGGCCGCUCGACUUCGGUCGGCCGUUCUCGCUCCCCCACUGUGGCUCGAUCUAGACUUUCCACGCCUAGUCGGUCCGUGCGGCAAAAACAGGCUGACAAUAGUCCGGUGAUUUCAGAUUUUAAUAAUAGUUCGAGUGUAGCCCAAGACCCGCGCGGCUUGGCAAGCACAUUAGAUUACGAUGAGAGUAUAGCCCAUAGUCCAAGCGGCGUGGCAUCUCCAACAGAUGAACUAUUAAUUCACAAUGAUUAUGACUUACCAGAGGAGGUUCUCAACAUUUUGGGUGAUGAUCCGUCUAUAAAGGAUUCUGAACAAGUUAAAGUGCACCCUGCCUUAGCAAGUCGUUGGAGUAAUAUUUUAAUAAAAGGACUGUCUGAGGCGGAUACUACUGGUAUUUUACAAAAAUACAAAAUACCGGUUAAUUGCCCGUUAUUAGUUCCUCCAACACUAAACCCAGAAUCAUACGCUAUUAUUCCUCAAAACAUUAGAAAUAAGGAUAAUGCAUAUGUCCAAUUUCAGACAAAAUUAGGUAUGGGCUUAGCUAUUUUAGGAAAAAAUAUUGACGGCAUCCUAAACGAAGCGGAUAAUAUGCCUCCACUAUGCAAAGAAGUCUUACUACCUGGUUUAUCAGAUACAGGGCGUCUUCUUACGAGCCUAUUUUAUGAUUUAACCAUGGCACGACGCUCUUUCAUUUAUCCUUAUAUGAAUAAGGAUACCAAGGAACUCCUAGAAAAAUGUCCUCCCUCUGACCUCCUUUUUGGACCAGAUAUUUGCGAAAAAAUUAAAGCAGCUAAGACUUUGCAAACGGCCAGCAAAGACAUGAACCUAUUCCCUCAACAUCUGGGUUUAAAGCUCCUAGGGUCGCAGGUGGUUUUAGGAAAAAAGAGAUGAAAGGGGAGGGGGCAGAUAAAGGGAAACCAUAUAAAAAUUUAAACCGGUAUCGCCCUGCCCGUCAAUCGAGGGAGACGGGACAGCAGAAAGGGCGAACCUCGAAGGACAACUUCAGAGAGAGAUACAGAGGAAGGAAAUAAACGAGCAAAAAGCCCCACCCAUUAUCUGCGAGUCUUACCUUGGUAGCCGCGAGACUAUCCGGAAGUCUCUAAUACUACAACAAGUACCGGAGUGUGCCAUUGAGACAACAUUACUCUCACUAUCGGAGGCAACCAUUAAACAAUACGGAGUCACUUACAAACUUUGGUGGGAGUUUUGUAAAGAACAAAAUCUCAACAUGUUUGAAGCAAAUAUAAAAGAGGUAAUACUGUUUUUACAGAAUGUUUUAAGUAAAUCCCAGAAUUUAUAUGGUACAUUUAACUCUCACAGAGCAGCACUAUCUUUAAUUUUGCCUAUUAAAAUAGGAGAGAACCCAAUAAUUAAACGGUUUAUGAAGGGCGUUUUAAGGAUGAGGCCCCAAACACCUCGUUAUAAUUCUAUUUGGGAUUUAAAAACUAUUUUUGAUUAUUUCGACAAAAAUCCUGCCGAGAAUUUAAAACAGUUAUCUUAUAAGUUGGUUACUCUUUUAGUACUGGCCACAGGUCAAAGGCUACAAACCAUUAGCCUUAUUAGAGUUCCAAAUAUUAGACCUUACAAAGGAGGACUUCAAAUUCUAAUUGAAGAUAGAAUUAAAACGUCCGGUGUAAAUGUAAAACAACCUUGCCUUCAUUUACCAAAAUUUGAAGAAUUGCCAAAUCAAUGCGUUGUCUCUUGCUUACAUCAAUACUUGAAACUUACAGAGAAUCUGAGGAAUAAAGAUAGUGACUAUCUAUUUAUAACCAUUCAAAAGCCACAUAAGACUGCUUCAAAACCAACCCUCAGUCGUUGGGUAAAAUGUACCUUAGAUCUAGCUGGUAUUGAUACGAAUAUAUUUACAUCGCACUCAGGAAGGCAUGCUUCGACAUCUUCAGCCCGAAGAGCUGGCGUAUCGAUAGAUCUUAUUAAAGA
This is a messenger RNA of Anthonomus grandis grandis, 2368 nucleotides long. RefSeq lists its product as uncharacterized. The transcript has 2 exons. The coding region runs from base 269 to 1321 and encodes 350 amino acids. The record is from RefSeq and is a predicted model, not a curated record. NCBI's taxonomy places the organism in Eukaryota, Metazoa, Arthropoda, Insecta, Coleoptera, Curculionidae.